Molecule: messenger RNA, 1346 nt
Organism: Camellia sinensis
Lineage: Eukaryota; Viridiplantae; Streptophyta; Magnoliopsida; Ericales; Theaceae
Source: RefSeq, a predicted model, not a curated record
UGAUUAUAAAGGUGUAUGCCAUCCCAUAUUGCACUUGCCCAAGAAGGUCAUUGCAGGCCUGGAGAGGUCCUCCUAGGAACAGACUCCCACACAUGUACUACAGGAGCACUUGGCCAGUUCGCUACUGGAAUUGGACUUACUGAUGCAGGUUUUGUGCUCGGCACUGGAAAGCUUUUGCUUAAGGUGCCUUCAACUCUUAGAUUUGUGAUGGAUGGUGAAAUGCCAAAUUAUCUGCUUGCGAAGGAUUUGAUUUUGCAGAGUAUUGGUGAGAUAUCUAUGUCUGGUGCAACUUACAAAGCAAUGGAGUUCGUUGGCACCACUGUUGAAAGUUUAACUAUGGAAGAAAGGAUGACCUUAUGCAACAUGGUUAUUGAAGCGGGGGGAAAGAAUGGUGUCGUACCAGCUGAUAGUACUACAUAUAAGUAUCUCGAGGAUAAGACAUCUGUGCCCUAUGAAGCAGUUUACAGUGAUGAGCAAGCCAGAUUUGUUUCAGAAUAUAGAUUUGAUGUCUCGAAACUGGAGCCAUUAGUGGCAAAGCCUCAUUCUCCUGAUAAUCGUGCUCUAGCAAGGGAAUGCAAAGAUGUGAAAAUUGAUAGAGUUUAUAUUGGAUCUUGUAUUGGAGGAAAAACUGAAGAUUUUCUUGCUGCAGCCAAAGUUUUCCUAGCUUCAGGCAAGAAGGUCAAAGUUCCCACUUUUCUUGUUCCUGCUACCCAAAAGGUGUGGAUGGACGUAUAUAGUCUACCGGUUCCAGGAUCUGGUGGCAAGACCUGCUCCCAGAUAUUUGAGGAAGCUGGUUGUGAUACACCUGCGAGUCCUACUUGCGGUGCUUGCAUGGGUGGCCCUAGAGACACUUACGCACGCUUGAAUGAGCCUCAGGUCUGUGUCUCGACAACAAAUAGAAACUUCCCUGGUCGGAUGGGACACAAAGAAGGCCAAAUUUAUCUGGCUUCUCCAUACACAGCAGCAGCAUCUGCUUUGACUGGCUUUGUCACUGAUCCAAGAGAGUUUUUGCAGUAGGCCAUGAAACACCUGUUGAUAUGAUUACUCUGUACUCCAUGCUCCUUGAACUUCCACUGAUGGGCCGAAGCCAAAUAUCAGGUUCAGUUUAUAUGAUACCCAAAAGCCUUUUUGUACGUUUAGGUUGUGAAGAAGUGUGUGUGUUUGUUUUUUUUGAAAAAACUUUGUGGGGGAUGAUAGUAGUAUAUCUUUACUGGUUAAAUUAAUGAGACGCAAGACAUUUUUGUGCAACUCUAUGCUGUAAUAUAACUUUAUGAUUCUAUGUUGUAAUGUUGAAGAUAAAUGUUUGUGUAAUAAAUUGCUCGAGUGCUGAGCCAUAGGCUGUUGCA